AUGGCCCCCGCAGUGUAUUGGACGCCGACGAUGCGCACACGGCCCAGUGCGCCGGUCGAUGCGAAGCAGUCUUUGGAAGAGAUGGCACCUAUCCCUACGCCACCUUCGGUGCGGGAUGUGACACCAUCCCUGUGCUUGUCUUUGGUCGAGUUUAAAGACAUGCUCCGACAGUUCCGCGCUGUCGACGACAGUGUGACGCUACGUCUCAACCGAGCAUUUGCUCAUUCUCGUGAUCGCGGCACAUCUUUGCCGCCGUCGCUACUCAUGCAGCAUGAUAAAUCGUAUUCGUCAUCGACAGCGACGGACCUUGGUCGCUCCACGUACUCAUCGGUAUCCGAGACGAUGUGUGCGUCCAUCUGGCUCGACCUGGUGGAUCUGUGGACACGCAGGGAAGAUACCAUUAAGUACUGCAUGGAAAUCAAUGCGCAACAAGCGCAGCAGGCCCAGGCAGCCCAGGCCCCCAUAAAUAAGGAGGACUUGCUCGAUCUCGAUCGCGCACAAGCACGAGAGCGGAGCGCACCUAUUGAGAUUUCUCGCAGCCGGGGAGAAAGCACAGCAGAAUUUAUGGCGCGCCAGCUUCGCAACGAACUCAUGGUUGAGUCGAUUGUGCGACGGCGCUCGUUGGAAGGUACGGGUCGAUCUUAA
This is a messenger RNA of Malassezia sympodialis ATCC 42132, 645 nucleotides long. Its product is annotated as MIX23 family protein. The record is from RefSeq and is a predicted model, not a curated record. Gene Ontology annotation, cellular component: mitochondrion; mitochondrial intermembrane space. Lineage: Eukaryota; Fungi; Basidiomycota; Malasseziomycetes; Malasseziales; Malasseziaceae.